Molecule: messenger RNA, 1236 nt
Organism: Trichoderma asperellum CBS 433.97
Lineage: Eukaryota; Fungi; Ascomycota; Sordariomycetes; Hypocreales; Hypocreaceae
Biological process (GO): double-strand break repair via homologous recombination
Cellular component (GO): nucleus; Smc5-Smc6 complex
Molecular function (GO): ubiquitin-protein transferase activity
Source: RefSeq, a predicted model, not a curated record
AGAAGCCCCUUCUGAAGCUGAUUUGAUGAGAUAAUUCCAUCUCAUAAAUAAUACGAGUCAGAGACCAAACAUAGAUGGAGCCUCCAACCAACUAUGGCCAUGGAAAUAGGGCCUUUCUUCAGGCCCUUCUUGCCAGAGGGACGUUGACCUAUCCGGAAGCACGGCCUAUAAUUGCAGCCAUCAUCAAUGCCGAUAAUGCAAAGAAUCCCGAUAGCGAGGAAUGCAGGCCUGAUCAGGUGUCAGAACAGAUCUUCAUGAAAUACAUCGACAAAGCUUCUAGCGCCGUAUCCUUGUUUGAUUAUGAGAUCCGGAGCACACAGCAUCAGGCGACCAAAGAGAGAAUCUUCGCGCUCGUUAACACCGCCUCUGACCCCCAAACUCAGCUGGCCACAAUUUACAGUCCAGAAGAGCUAUCAUUUAUCAAAAGAGUCCUCGAUGCCAUGUUUGAGAAAUUCAAUCGGCCCCGCAUGGAAUCCCUUUGUAUCACCGAAAUGCAAGCCAUCAAGCUGGCGAGACCACCACGCAGAGAAAGCCAAGGAGGAGAUGAACCGCAAUCACAAGCUCCAGUAGAUAGAGGGCUAAAGCACAGCGAAGUGGAAAAUGUCCUCGAAAGUCUGGUAGAAGGCGGUUGGUUUGAGAUUAGUAGGGAAGGAUUCUACUCGCUCUCACCUCGCGCACUGAUGGAGCUUCGCCCGUGGCUGGUCGACAUGUAUAAUGACGCAGACGCUGAGCCUAACGACUGGCAACGAAUCAAAUUUUGUGAAGCCUGCAAAGAGAUCGUGACCUGGGGGCUCAGAUGCUCAGACCCUGAUUGCACGCUCCGACUGCACGACAUCUGCCAACAAGCAUUCUGGAGGUCACGACGAGGGACAACUUGCCCCAAAUGCUCUCGGGAAUGGACUGGGGAUCACUAUGUAGGAGAGAGAGCCAUCACAAUGACUGAGGCGUAUCAAAGAGGCCGAAGACGAAGUGGUGGCCAUAGAAACACGUUGGCAGAUGAUGUUAUACGUGAGCAAGGGGCCGAGGAAGAGAGCGAAGGCGAAGAAGUGGGAGGGGGAGAGGAGGAAGAGGAAGAGGAAUAGCUCUAUGGCGGAUCUAAAUAGCAUUGGUGACGAGAUCUUUUGCGCUGCAACCUGGAAUAGGUACUGGCAUUUGGGCAUAUUAAGGAUGGACGGGAAUUAUUAGCAUGACUAUUUACGAAGGAUACCCCAGCAUAAUGCUGUUAUUCAGCUAAGA